AUAGUUCUUUAUUUACCAACAGCUAACUUAAGACUUGAACUUGACACGAACAAAGAUGCAUGAGGAAGAGAAGUCCUCAUAGAAGCAGGCCAUGGGAGAUACGAAGAACGACAGCAGUAGAGCAACAGGGUUUUGGCAAAAGUGUUGCAACAUAAUUAAAAGAUUCUUCCGGUGCCCAGUGAAGGCUGAACCUCUUACUUUCGCACUUCAACGUCAUUACAACAGUUCGGCGCUGGGCUCGCCCGAGCACGCCCACCAGCACCGCCACGACCUCACCGACACGCGCGACUGGCCCGGCUGGACCGUGCAUACCCUGCAGUACCUGUACAACCUGUUCGUGCUGUACUUCAACCGCGACCGCGGCCGCAUGGAGGAGAGCCGCGCCAGCGCGCUGUGCGAGGACCUGGGCGACCGCAGCGCUCGCCACGAGCGGCGCGCGCGCUUCGCCAACAGCGACCGCAUGUGGAGGAAGACGGAGCGGGGCGAGAAGCUGCCAGAGCAGCCCGAGGAGCCGGAGGACGAGCAGCUGCUGGAGAAGCUGCGCCAGCUGCUCAAGGCGCCCGACGCCGCCAUGGAGGAGGCGGAGGAGGGCGCGGCCAAGGCGGCGGCCGAGGUGGAGGAGGCGCGCAACUCGCUGCGCCCGCUGGCGCGCAGCGUCUACGAGAUGAGCCGCCGCGCAGAGCACCUCAGACCAAAUCAGUACUAUUGCGAUCUUGAAUCGUACCCGCUCAAGAGGCAUUUAAAACAUCCUUAA
Messenger RNA from Gryllus bimaculatus (two-spotted cricket), 754 nucleotides. The record is from the annotation of a GenBank genome assembly. NCBI's taxonomy places the organism in Eukaryota, Metazoa, Arthropoda, Insecta, Orthoptera, Gryllidae.